UAUUAUGGUCAACAAAACGAAGGGCACCAGACCUAUGACAAGGGUGCGUCUAUGGUGGCUAAAAUGGCAGCGGAGGAGAAAGCUGGCGAGAAUUCUACGCCAGAAAGUGAGGAAACUAUCGACGAAGAUUACGAUUUCAGCGAAACCGAAGACAUUUACGAGGUAGAGAAGAUCCUGGGCGUGACCAAGCAUGAGGGGAAGCCCUUGUACCGGGUGCGUUGGCAAGGCUACGGACCAGAGGAAGACACCUGGGAGCCCAGGGAGAACCUUCUGACCUGCGAGGAUCUCGUGGAAGAGUUUAUUGAGAAGCAGAAGCAACGCAAGCAGAAGAUCAGCCAGAACCUAGCCAAGAGAGACAAGAAACAACCUUCCAAGAAGCGCACCCCGCCCAAAGAGCCCUCCACAGCUGCCCAACCCAAACGGAGGAGGUCCUCAGAGAAAGACACCUCAGAUGAUAACAACGAGGCGGCCAAUGGCCAAUCCAAGAGAAAGUCCUCUUCCAGCGAGGACGAAGGACCUCCACCCCUCAAGGACCCCUUUUGGGACAAUCUAGAGAAGGGCCUGAUCACCUUUGACGGUGACAUGUACUCUAAGGUCAAGAGCCGGCGGGCCACCUUGGAUGCCAAGAAAGCGAGCCAGUUCUCAGAGAGUGCCAGCAGAGACAACGGGCAACUGGAGAGUAAAGUGACGCCGACGGAAGAGGAUGGGGAGGACAAGGAUGCUGAGGAGGAAGCAACCCCAGACAAGGCAGAAGACAUCAAGCCGAGCAUCGUCAAAGAAGAGCCCUUCUUUGGAGAGGCUGGGAUGCUGCCAGAAGACAUGUACUCCAAGGUGAAGAGCCGGAGAGCCUUCCUGGAUGCCAAGAAACUGGAGGCAGCCGAGGAGGAGUUGAAGCAAGCCAAAAAGGCCAAGAAGGAGCACAGGCAACACCGGCAUCGUCAUCACCGCCAACGCCACCGUCGUCACCAUCACAAGAAGUCCAGCAAGGAUGGCCCCAGGAAGCCCAAGACCUUAAUCGACCUGGAAGCCAUCGGGUCCCUUGAGACAGCUACCCAGAAGACGCUGAGCAUGAGCCCCUCUGUUCUGGAGAGAGAGACCAAUGCUGCUAACAUGUUCCACACGCCUGAUUCUUGCUUGUCCAUGGAAGAAGUGCUGACUGUGGCUAAGCUGGAGGAGAAGACGAGGAAUGGGACCUAUGGGAGGCAGCUCUCGGGGCAGUCGGCUGAGGAAGAUAGUGAGGGAGACAAGACGAAGAGAGUGCUAUCGCUGAAGUUUGAGUCAACUGCUGGAACAGCAGCCACUACUCCAGCUGUUCCUCUGACGCCUGUGACAGACCUUUCACAACCCCAGGCAGUACAGCUGUCCCCUCUCCAAUCUACCUCACACUCAUCCCCCGUGGGUCACUCCCCAACCUUUCACCCCUCCCUGGACUUUCCACCAGUCCCCCCAGUGAGCACCGGGAUUAUCCCAGACACGCCCGAGUCGCCCGACGAUUCGCAGAAGGGUCCAGGCCCCUCAGUGUGGAAACCAUGGGAGGUGAACCAGCAGUGCAGUACCAGCAGCGGCAGCAGCAGCAGCAGCACCAGUGCCACGGUGUCAGUGUCCAGCUGCGAGAUGACUGCCACCGAGCAAGGCAUGAUGGGAAUGUCCCGUCCAAAUGACACCGUCCAGGACCUGGGCCAGGACCUGGCUGACAAAGUGUCCCUCCAAUCCCAAAACAUCCCCAGCCCAACUCUCAAAGAGAUCCCUCAAACCAUCCCUCAUAACAACAACAACACUGCCAAAUUUCCAGAUAUUCCUCUAAUGACCUCCGUUAACACCACAACGUCGUCAAAUGCUGCUCCGACAACUGUCUUCAACCCACUGCCGACCGUGAGCUCUGCCAAACCAUUCACUGCAUCCCCGAACUUUGACCUCGCAAAGCCAUGCGAGUACAAGAUACCAGAGCCUCAAGUGUUGACCCCGGUUCCGGACAAGGUGCCCGCAUGGCUGGAACUGCAGAACUUUGUGAACAGGGAUCCGAGGUUGGUAGGACGGCCUCUUCCGAAGACUGUUCACGAGAAGGGCUCUCAGCCACCAGACUUGGUUCCGUCUAACAUGUCCCAGAGCCUUGGCAGUGAUUCCGCAAGAGGUGUUUUUGUUGGUCAGCCAUGCCAGGGAUCUCUACCUGGGAGGAAUGCGAACGAGAAGCAGUACCAAGGAGCCCAUAUGAAGACAGAUGUGAAGACUUGCAAAGAUAUCAAUGAAAAGAAGCAGCGUAAGACAGGCCCGAACCCAACCAAACCAGGUAUUAAACCCUCCCUCAAACCAUCAAAGAAAGACCGUCCGUCCCAAAAAUGUCCCGCCGCAGAGGACGGGAAGAAAGAGCCCAAAAAAUCCUCCAAGACCUCCAGGAAGAAAGAGAAAACAGAUAAACCAAAAGCUGAGCGUGGCAAAUCCAAGAAGAAGAUACGUUCGGUCAGAGAACCUGCUUUGCAUGAUAGUGGUGCUCUGCUAUUAAGUGAGCCGUCUCUUUCUAGUGAAAUUCAGGAAUUGCUCGCACAGGCAUGUCCUAAACAAGGUGGUAUUGAGUUUGAUUUUGAGGAGGAUACGUCACCCGACGAGCCAUGGGUCAAGCCAGGACUGUCCCCCAUCAUAUUAUCCAAUGAUGCCCUGAAGCAGGCAGUGAAGGAUGGUCUGACCGAGCGCGUCCGUGAGGCCCUCUGGCUGAACGGCUCCCACGACCUGGAGCAGCAUGACCCCAUCUGUGGCUCCACACUGCUGAUGCACGCCUGCAUGAACAGACACGAUGAAAUCGCCAAGCUGCUGAUCGCUAACGGUGCCCUGGUCAAUGUGCUGCAGACCAAGAGCGGCUUGACACCCUUGAUGUUUGCUACGGAUAUGGGGUACUACAACAUAGUAGCCAUACUCCUAGAAGCCGGUGCCCAUGUCAACCUGCAGCAAGCCUCAACAGGAGAAACGGCCAUGAUGAAGGCUUCUAAACGAGGUCACGCCCAGAUUGUCAACCUGCUGCUGAUGUUUGGAGCCAACUGGGCCGUUACUAGCCCAUCUGCCAACACGUCCUUGGAAUACGCCAUCCUGUACAAACAUCCCGAUGUCUAUGACAUCAUAGGCAACCACAUCAAUGGGGUGGUCAUGCAGUUUGAGAAUACUAUCAACCAGUACCUGUGCGGCACGGCCAAGCUCAUGAAGCCAGUGUUUCCCCUUCAGUGCUUCCGGAUCCGUGAGAGUACUGAACACCAUAUCUACCUCAAUCAUGACACCAGACAGUACUCUCACAACCAAGGUUGUGGCAAUGUGUUGUUCAUCGGUCAUGCUCAGAUCGGCUUGAACGGUCUGAUGUGCCGACUGAAUGGCCACAGCUUUGUCUACAAGGUGACACUCAACGGGCAAGACCUUCCCCAACUGUCUCAGGGUUCCAAUUUUCUACUCUCGUUUCUACCGAAGAAUGGCCGUAAUUUGAUAACGGUUAAGACCAUCUGUGACCCCUACACUAAGAUGCUGCUUCUCGUCGGUGCUUACUCGCUGCAAAUAAUGUCGGACGGACCUCAAAUAGGCUUCUAAAAGGCCACACUAGACUGAGGUACAAGUAGAAGUACGUGUAGUAUUGUGUUAGUUCUCUCUACAGCAGUACGUUGAAUUAGCAUUGUUUAGUCAAAGACACUGGAACAAAUCACAUUUUGGAUACAGUUUUCGCUGUAAUUAUUGGGUUGAUUUGAUCAGCGUUCGUCCGAGGUAUGUGUAACAGAAUUGUUGCAAUCAAGUUGCUCUGCAUGGGUCGUGAACGUAAGAGGCAGCAGUGUAAGCUAUUGAUGAUAUAUAAAUGAGGGGAACAUGGAUAUGUACGUGUAUGUAGUUGAGUUGGCUUAACGAAGCUGUACCAACAUCCGAUACUCUGAAAAUGCUGGGAUUGCAUUAUUUCUUAAACAACAUGCAAAACAGUAUCUGUGAAAACAGAAUAUUUCUUUUUUUAUGUCAAGAUAUUGUCUUACGGAUUUUUCACGCCAAUUGUUCCACACCAGUGCAGUGUGGUAGUUGACUCCAUCUCAAUUCCAUCUCAAGUCGGGUCACUUGUACAGCACAAGUCAAUUCACAAGUCUGGUCACAAGAGAAUGUACAGUAACAAAAGGAAUGCAUUUGUCACAGUUCAUUUGAAUAGCUUGUGACUUGACUUGGGAUUGACUCGCGAUAGACUCACGGUUUGUCCACAGAAGAGUCUGUGGCAAAUCCAUGGUCGGUGAUAUAAUGCAUUCUGCCUACUGAAGGCCAGAUGGGUUUUACAAGCACAGCAAGCUGGUAUGGCCAAGCGAAAUGUAUGUAUACAAUGUGUACUAUAUAUACAAUGUAUACAACG
Patiria miniata (bat star) is the source of this 4354-nucleotide messenger RNA. RefSeq names its product M-phase phosphoprotein 8-like. Gene Ontology annotation, molecular function: RNA nuclease activity; RNA binding; protein binding. Gene Ontology annotation, cellular component: nucleus; cytoplasm. Lineage: Eukaryota; Metazoa; Echinodermata; Asteroidea; Valvatida; Asterinidae. Gene Ontology annotation, biological process: RNA processing. The coding region runs from base 52 to 3564 and encodes 1170 amino acids. The record is from RefSeq and is a predicted model, not a curated record. The transcript has 14 exons.